This is a messenger RNA of Eptesicus fuscus (big brown bat), 3126 nucleotides long. RefSeq names its product MCF.2 cell line derived transforming sequence (gene MCF2). Gene Ontology annotation, biological process: dendrite development; intracellular signal transduction. Gene Ontology annotation, cellular component: cytoplasm. The record is from RefSeq and is a predicted model, not a curated record. Gene Ontology annotation, molecular function: guanyl-nucleotide exchange factor activity. Lineage: Eukaryota; Metazoa; Chordata; Mammalia; Chiroptera; Vespertilionidae.
AUGGCCAUGGCCCUUGAGCGCGUGAACUUUGCAGAGCAGUACGGCCAGAGCUACCUCUGUCUCCUGCAGACGGUCUUCAUCGCAGAUUCUGAGCUGCAUCUCUGUGUAAAGGACAUCAGUCAUUUCUUAAUGCAAGACAUUGCAUUUUUGUCCGGUGGCCGGGGAAAGGACAAUGCUUGGAUCAUUACAUUUCCAGAAAAUUGUAAUUUCAGAUGCAUACCAGAAGAAGUGAUAACAAAAGUACUGACAUAUUUGACAUCUAUUGCAAGGAAAAAUGGAUCUGACUCUCGGUUUACCAUUAUUCUUGAUCGAAGAUUGGAUACAUGGUCUUCUAUCAAAAUCUCUCUCCAAAAAAUCUCUGCUUCCUUCCCUGGAAACUUACACUUGAUAUUGGUUCUACGUCCAACCAGUUUUCUUCAACGAACUUUCACAGACAUUGGAUUUCGAUUUAGUCAGGAAGAUUUCAUGCUCAAACUACCGGUUGUUAUGCUGAGCUCAGUUAGUGAUUUGCUGACAUACAUUGAUGACAAGCAAUUAACCCCUGAGUUAGGCGGCACCUUGCAGUACUGCCACAGUGAAUGGAUCAUCUUCAGAAAUGCUAUAGAAAAUUUUGCCCUCACAGUGAAAGAUAUGGCUCAAAUGUUACAAUCCUUUGGAACCGAGCUAGCUGAGACAGACCUACCAGAAGAUAUUCCUUCAAUAGAAGAAAUUCUUGCAAUUCGUGCUGAAAAGUAUCACCUGUUGAAGGCAGAGGCUUCUUGGAGAUUCACAGCUUUUGGUACUGAGAAUGAUAUUACAGCUGUAACCAAAGAAGGAAAAAUUCUGCUAUCAAAUCUGGAAGUGCCUGACCCUGAAGAAGCUAUCAGUUCAAGAUUUGAACAUCAUGAACAACUAAGUGGUGACUGGCAAACUGUGAAUAAAUUGCUGACUCAAGUACAUGAUAUGGAAAUUGCUUUUGAUGAAUUUUGGGAAAAACACCAACUAAAAAUGAAGCAGUAUCUGCAACUAUGGAAGUUUGAGCAGGAUUUUCAAGAGCUUGUGCGUGAAGUUGAACUUCUAUUAAAUCAACAAGCAGAGUUGGCAGAUGUCACAGGGACUAUAGCUCAUAUAAAACAAAAAAUAAAACAUUUGGAAAUCUUAGAUGAAAAUUCUCAGGAUUUGUUAGCAAAGGUCCAGUUUGUGAUUUUACAUGGACAUAGACUUGCAUCAAAUCACCAUUAUGCACUUGAUUUGAUCUUCCAGAGGUGCACCGAGCUACAUUAUCUUUCUGAUAUUUUGGUUAAUGAGACACAAAACAAAUGGAUACAGCUCAGCUGGACCUUCAAAAUGCAUAAACGUCUACAGCAGGCUCUUCAGUGCUGUGAUGGAGGAGAAUGUCUUCUACCUAAUCAGGAAAUAGAUAAGUUUCAGUCUAAAGAAAAUGCAGAUAUUGAACAUUUUCUUGAAAUGGCUCUUCCCUUUAUAAACUUUAAUACUAAAACUCUACAGUAUGAAUUUGAUGUACUUUUAUCCCCUGAACUCAAGAUUCAAAUUCAGACUGUACAACUCAAGCUUGAAAGCAUUCGAACUGUAUUUGAGAACCAACAAGCUGGUUUCAAGAAACUGAAAUAUGAGCAUGUGAGGCCAAUCCAGUUUGUGGUACCUGCUUCCAACAAAGCGAUCAUACCUAAAGCACCCUUUUUUUCACCUACACCUGGGAAGAAGACUUGGAAACAAAAUCAGAGCAACUUAAAAAUUGAAGUGGUGCAUGAGUGUCUAGAGAAGAGAAGUUCUGGUCCAUCCUCCAGUUUGAACAAUAACAAUACCUUGGAUGUUUUAAAGAACCAUGUCCUAAAUGAGUUGAUACAGACCGAGAAGAUUUAUGUUCGCGAGCUGUUUACUGUUUUGUUGGGCUAUAAAGCAGAGAUGGAUAAUCCAGAGAUGUUUGAUCUUAUGCCACCUCUCCUGAGAAAUAAAAAGGAUGUUCUCUUUGGAAAUAUGGCAGAAAUAUAUGAAUUCCAUAGCAACCUUUUCAUGAGCAGUCUGGAAAAUUGCAUUGAUGCUCCAGAAAGAGUUGGACUUUGUUUCCUGGAAAGGAAAACUGAUUUUCAGAUGUAUGCAAAAUAUUGUCAGAAUAAACCCAGAUCAGAGGCAAUUUGGAAGAAGUAUUCAGAAUGCGCCUUUUUCCAGGAAUGUCAAAGAAAAUUAAAACACAGACUUGGUCUGGAUUCCUAUUUACUCAAACCAGUACAACGACUCACUAAAUAUCAGUUACUGUUGAAGGAACUAUUAAAAUAUAGUAAAGACUGUGAAGGAUCUGAACAAUUAAAGGUGGCACUUGACACAAUGCUGGAUUUACUGAAGUCAGUUAAUGACUCUAUGCAUCAGAUUGCAAUAAAUGGCUAUGUUGGAAACUUAAAUGAGCUGGGCAAGAUGAUAAUGCAGGGUGCAUUCAGUGUUUGGACUGGACACAAAAAAGGUGCUACAAAAAUGAAGGAUUUUGCUAGAUUCAAACCAAUGCAGCGGCACCUUUUCUUGUAUGAAAAAGCCAUUGUUUUUUGUAAAAGACGUGUUGAAAGUGGAGAAGGCUCUGGUAGAUAUCCAUCAUACAGUUUUAAGCGCUCUUUAAAAAUGGAUGAAGUUGGAAUCACUGAAUAUGUAAAAGGAGAUAAACGCAAGUUUGAAAUCUGGUAUGCUGGGAAAGAAGAAAUUUAUAUUGUCCAGGCUUCAAAUAUUGAUGUGAAGAUGAUAUGGUUAAAAGAAAUAAGAAAUAUUUUAUUGAAGCAACAAGAACUUCUGACAGUUAAAGAACAACAGCAGCGUAAUCAGUUAACUGAACAGGACCAGCUUUCAUCUCAACAAAAUGAUGAAAGGGAACAGCGAGCUUUUGUAGUCCCCAGGAUAAAUAAAUCAGAGCACACCAGCACUGUGGUAGGGGUCCAUGAGGCAACCUCGACAGUUCAGGCAGAAACAAAUACAGUUUGGACUGAAGAAAUCUCUGAAGGCCCUGAGGCAUGGUCAAACAACUAUUUCUCCUCUUCCUAUGUUGACAAUGGAGAAGAAAGAACCCUACUGGUUGGUGAAAAAUCUAAACAGAAGAAAAGAAGAUCUGAUUCCAGGGAACAGUCUGAAGAUUUAAAUCGGUGA